Messenger RNA from Malassezia sympodialis ATCC 42132, 606 nucleotides. RefSeq lists its product as uncharacterized. NCBI's taxonomy places the organism in Eukaryota, Fungi, Basidiomycota, Malasseziomycetes, Malasseziales, Malasseziaceae. The coding region runs from base 1 to 606 and encodes 201 amino acids. The record is from RefSeq and is a predicted model, not a curated record. The transcript has a single exon.
AUGAAAGCCACGCACCCUGCUCCACCUUUGUGCGCGCGUGGCUCGCCAGCUGCGGACGCCAUGAGCGAGGCAAUGGACCGGCCGUGGAUGAUGUACGGGACGUGCUGGGGCAUGGCAGGCGUAUAUGUGGGCUCGCUGCAUGCACUUCCCCAGCUCGUAGCCCUUGCUCGCACGGGCCGAUGGGCGCCGCUGCUCCCCCGUGAUCACCCACGAACGGUCUGGGCGCGUCUAUGGUGCGCGUCGGUGGCUACCCUCAUCGAUGUGAUAUGGACGUGCCGAGUGCUGGCAAGGCACGGGCUCAUAAGUACGCGACAACCGUUCCGCUGUCUCGAUGCCUUAGCGUGGCUAGGGCUGCCGACUCCGCGACUCUCGUUCCUCGUGUCCCACUGGCUGCCUUUUCACCCGUCUCUCUCGGCCACGCUACUUCAAGGUCUACGCAUCAUUGGGAACGCUACGCUGUUAACGUCGCUGCUAUAUCUCGGGACGUUUUGGACGGAUCUGCAAGCACAGGCACUUCCGGGACAAGCUGGCUACUAUGACGAGACGGGGCCGCGCCCCAGCCUGCUCUACUUGCGCAACUAUGUGAUAGUACGUGGCGAUCGCUGA